Messenger RNA from Abrus precatorius (Indian licorice), 2642 nucleotides. RefSeq names its product hydroxyproline O-galactosyltransferase GALT6-like. The transcript is spliced from 7 exons. NCBI's taxonomy places the organism in Eukaryota, Viridiplantae, Streptophyta, Magnoliopsida, Fabales, Fabaceae. The record is from RefSeq and is a predicted model, not a curated record. Gene Ontology annotation, molecular function: galactosyltransferase activity; carbohydrate binding. Bases 266 to 2203 code for a protein of 645 amino acids. Gene Ontology annotation, cellular component: Golgi membrane.
UGAUAUAAUAAUUAAAAACAAAAUCUCAAAUUUUACACAAACGAUACAUAGCAUUACAAGCUUUCAUUUAUAUCUCUUUCUGUGUUCUGCAUUUACACUCAAGAAGAAGGCUUUUUCUUCCUUGCCCAAGGUGAGUUUUUUUUUUGUUUCUUAGGGUUAACAAGUUUCCAAAACGGUUGAACAAACUCAGAAAAACUAAACCCCACUGAUUUUGUUCUUCUGGGUUAAGAAGGGGAAAGUAAAAGCUUCAACCUUUGGGGAAAAGAUGAAGAGGGGUAAACUAGACCCGUUUGUGCUACCCAAUAGGUUCACACUGCUUCAAAUUUUUAUGGUGGUGAUACUUCUUUACUUGCUCUUCAUGAGCUUCGAAAUCCCCCUUGCUUUCAGAGCUGGGUUUGGUUCUGAAAAUGGUGCUUUUGGGUUUCUCACCGACGCAUUGCCCGUGCCCAUGCCAGUGUUGAUAGAAGAACCGCAAGAGAAGCUUGAAAUUCGAGAACCCAAAGGAAAAAAGUUGAAGAAAGUUUCGACCUUGAGCUUCAAUGGUAGCUUCUCUGAGGAUUCUGAACUGCACAAGGUGGCGAGGCACGCUUGGCUCGCGGGGAAGAAGCUCUGGGGGGAAGUGGAAAGUGGGAAAGUUGAAAGCUUUGCGAAGGUUAAUGUUGAAAACGGGUCGAACUCGUGCCCCAGUUCGGUUACGGUUUCUGGGUUGGAGUUUCGAGAACGGUUCAAGGGUGUGAUGGUGUUGCCUUGUGGUUUGACUCUUUGGUCGCACGUGACUGUGGUGGGGACCCCACGUUGGGCGCAUGCGGAGAGGGACCCGAAGAUAGCGGUGGUGAAGGAUGGGGAUGAGGCGGUGCUGGUGUCACAGUUCAUGAUGGAGUUGCAAGGGUUGAAAGCAGUGGACAAGGAGGAACCACCUAGGAUUCUGCAUUUCAAUCCGAGGUUGAGAGGGGAUUGGAGUGGGAAACCUGUGAUUGAACAGAACACUUGCUAUAGGAUGCAGUGGGGUUCUGCUCUAAGGUGUGAGGGGUGGAAGUCUCGUGCGGAUGAGGAAACUGUUGAUGGACACGUAAAAUGUGAGAAGUGGAUUCGUGAUGACGAUAAUCGUUCUGAAGAGUGGAAGGCAACGUGGUGGCUAAACAGAUUGAUAGGGCGAAAAAAGGUGGUGACUGUAGACUGGCCAUAUCCUUUUGUAGAGGGUAAGUUAUUUGUUCUCACCAUAAGUGCUGGCUUGGAGGGUUACCAUGUUAGCGUGGAUGGGAGGCAUGUGACGUCCUUUCCCUAUCGCACGGGAUUUGCUCUUGAGGAUGCUACUGGACUAUCCAUAAAUGGGGAUGUUGAUGUGCACUCUAUAUUUGCUGCUUCCUUGCCUAUGUCGCAUCCUAGCUUUGCUCCACAGAUGCACCUUGAAUUGCUUCCUCAGUGGAAAGCUCCUCCUCUUCCCGAUGUGAAUGUGGAGCUUUUCAUUGGUAUCCUUUCAGCUGGGAACCAUUUUGCUGAACGGAUGGCAUUGAGGAAGUCUUGGAUGCAACAUAACCUAAUCAGAUCUUCACACGUUGUGGCUCGAUUUUUUGUAGCCUUGCAUGCAAGGAAGGAUAUAAAUGUGGACAUAAAGAAAGAAGCAGAGUAUUUUGGUGAUAUUAUUAUAGUCCCAUACAUGGAUCAUUAUGACCUUGUUGUGUUGAAGACCAUUGCUAUCUGUGAAUAUGGGACUCGUACAGUGGCUGCGAAGUAUAUCAUGAAGUGUGAUGAUGACACAUUUGUUAGAGUGGAUUCUGUCAUGAGUGAAGCCAGACAAGUUCAAAGUGAUAGAAGUCUUUACAUGGGAAAUAUGAAUUACCACCAUAGACCUUUUCGCCAUGGGAAAUGGGCUGUAACUUAUGAGGAAUGGGUAGAGGAAGAGUAUCCUACCUAUGCCAAUGGUCCAGGUUACAUAGUCUCAGCUGACAUUGCUCAGUUCAUUGUAUCUGAAUUUGAGAAGCGCAGAUUAAAAUUAUUUAAAAUGGAGGACGUGAGCAUGGGAAUGUGGGUGGAGCAGUUCAACAGCUCAAGAGCAGUAGAGUAUGUGCACAGCUUGAAGUUCUGCCAAUUUGGUUGCAUCGAAGAUUACUACACUGCACAUUACCAAUCCCCGCGACAAAUGACGUGCAUGUGGAAUAAAUUGCAACAUCAAGGAAAACCACUCUGCUGCAACAUGAGAUGACAAUAUGAGGAUGGUAUAGGUGAUCACCACAAGGAAAGAAGAAAGAUGCACAGCUACGAAUGUUCUAUGGUUAUAAUAUAUCUCUGUAAAUAGGCACUGGUUUUUUACUUCCCUUUUGGAGGGGUGUUUGGGGGGAUGUUAGUUUGAAAUGGUGAGAAAGCUUGUAUCCACCACCUAUUGGUUUGUUGUGUUUUCCCCCCUAUUUUGACCCAUCCCCCAACCUUGAAAGAAUAAAUGGCUUUAGGAAUAUCAACAUAUUUAGAGUUAAAGUUGGAUACUGCAGCAAUCGGUGAAGGAACAGACCAUUGGUUUGUAAAUUUGUAACGUAGAGCAAAAUGAUGCAGAAGCAGAAUCAAAUUGCUUUUUCUGCUUUGACUUCAUUUUCAAUUGUUCUUUCAUGCAUUCAAGUUUGCACUACUAGGUGAAGAGCUAUCUAUUG